AUGAAAUUUUUUAUAUUAGUUUUUUUUCUUUUUAAUUUUUUCUACUUUUUGGAUGUUAAAUGCAACAAAAACAUAUCUUUAUUAAAUGAUCCCUUAACCCCUUUAAAUAAAUUUGAUAAAUAUUAUUUACGCUUAUUCAAAAGAGUAGAAAGAUUACAAAAUGUGAAAAAUUCUUUAAAUGGUUUAUAUAUGAAAAACAGAGUUGUUGUUAUUUAUUUCUUUGCAAAAUGGUGUCCUGCUUGUGUGGUGCAAAGUAAAGAAAUGGAUAAGUUGGAGAAACUUUUCGGGAAACAAAUAAGUUUGUAUAGAAUUAAUUUGAAUGAAAACGAAAGCUUAGCAAAAAAAUAUAUGGUGAAAUCUUUACCAACAAUUAUUAUAAUGAAAAAUAAUGCUGUACUGGAAAGAAAAGAUCAUUAUACUACAAGUGGUGAUUUAAUUAAUUUGAUUAAAAAGCAUUUAUAA
Molecule: messenger RNA, 462 nt
Organism: Plasmodium relictum
Lineage: Eukaryota; Apicomplexa; Aconoidasida; Haemosporida; Plasmodiidae
Gene: TRX2
Product: thioredoxin 2, putative
Exons: 4
Coding region: 1-462 (153 amino acids)
Cellular component (GO): cytoplasm
Molecular function (GO): oxidoreductase activity, acting on a sulfur group of donors, disulfide as acceptor
Source: RefSeq, a predicted model, not a curated record